AUACUCAAGAAAACUCUGGGAAGCUGUGGGGUUGGUGGGUAAAUGCCCCACAGCUAACCAUCUAUCUCUAUUUAGGAAUUUUGUGUUCUGUUAGCCAUGACCCCCUUAAGCAGUUAGGCUUCAAGGUGGGUCCCCCUUCCUCAUCAAUGGACCACUGCCCUUGAUGUUACUGCCUCCUGACCAGUACACCUGAUGGGAUUUUCUGUACCAUGCUGUUGUGAUCAUCUUUGAGCUCCCAGUAGUGCUGGUUCCCUUCUCCCUGGUCAUGCUCACUGGUCUUCUCAACAGGGAUGCUCCAGCAUCCCACAGAGUGGGAUGGUCUCUGCUCACUCCCCAUGGAAAUAUUUGCUGAUAUAUCCACUCUGGCACAGGCAAUUCUCAGAGAUUUUUGAUCACCACUUUUCUACUACCUGAUUUCAGCUGCCUAGAUUAAGUUGGUCCUGUAAUGUGGGCAUGGUCAUCCUCUAACCAGUUCCAGGAAGCCAUCCCUAGAGCAUUGCCUUAUAUCCCGGGGAAUCUGCCAAUGGUUUGUUCUAAUGUCAUUCUAUCGCUGUGAUAAAACACUCUACCAAAGCAAUGAAAAGGAGACAGUGAUUUAUUUGACUUCUACUUGUAAGCCAUAGUCUGUCACUGAGCGAAGUCAGGGCAGGUACUCAGAGACAGGCAGAUUGCUAUUCCACACAGCAUCAUCUAUGACCAGGGAACUUUUUCACAGUUGGAGAGGAAUAGCAGGAACCAUGGAAGAUGCUGCUUGCUGUCUUGAUCACUAACUCCUGCACAGCUAGGUAUCUUAUCCAUUCAGAGACCACCUGCCCUGGGAAUGGUAAUGCCCUUAGUGCCUGGGAAUUCCUACCUCAUCAACAGUCAAAACAGUCCCUCCAUGGACACUUCCUUCUUAGGUGACUCUAGACUGUAUCAAACUCAGAGCGCGAACCAGCAAAGAUGUGCAAGUCUUUUCUCUUUUCCCUUCUUUCUGUUUCUUUUUUUUAAGGCCCCCCUUCCACAGGUGUCUCUUGUUCCACAGGCAGAGACUGUCUCUGAGCCCCUGCGCUGCAUCCCUAACCUCACUGCAUGUUUCCUUCACAGAUGCUGAUUCUCUUUGCUACAGCUUCACUGUGGGCAAGUCAGGGUCUGGACCAUGGUGGCACCAAGUCCAAGGCCAACUGAACACAGAAACUGUUAUUUACUGUGACAGUUCCAACACCUGUCAGGCCAAUGGCAUUCUGGGGAACAGAUUGAAGGCCACAAAGACCUGGGAAACACAGGCUGACACUCUGAGAGAUGGAGUUGACCUGUUCAAACAGCAAAUGGUUUACAUGAAGCAGGAGAACAAUACAAUCAGAGAGCCCCUCACUCUGCAGGCCAGGAUGUGUUGUGGGCAUGAAGUAGAUGGAGAGUUCAAUGGAUCCUGGGACUUUGACCUCAAUGGACACAAAAUGUUUCAUGUUGACUCAAUCACUGGAAAGUGGACUGAAGUUGAACCUGGAUCCAGAUGGAUGAAAGAGAUGUGGGAGAAUAACAGGGAUGUAACCAUCUUCUUAAAAAUGACCUCACGGGGGGACUGCAGGUCCUGGCUUGAGGAGAUCAAGCCACACUGGGAAGAAAAGCUGGAGCCUACAGCCUCGCCAAUUGCCCCAGAUGUGGACCAGGCUUCGUCCAUGGCCAUCAAGCCCAACAUCUCUGUCCUGCUGAUAAUCCUCCCCUGCUCUAUUCUUCUGUGGUUUCUGAGGAGAAUCUGUGAUCAUGAAGCAGGUUGAAGAUGCUGCAGAGAAGGUCGUGAGAGUUCAUCUGGUGCAGCCACUCUCCCUCUCAUCGGCCUCAACCAGAUGAAUCAUGGUGCUGCCGACACAGUAUUUCAUGAUCUUUCACUCUGUGCUGCUCACUUGGGUCUUUCUUAUCACCUUGUACUGUUUCCUUGGUGCUUCCUGGUGGGAUUUGCCCUUAACAUGGAAAUACUUGAACUAGAGAUCUGGAAAAGAACAUGGUUAUGUGCCCAUCCCUAGCAUAGGAAAAGGAUAACCAGAUCUCCGCAGUGGGAAUGUGAAGUGUUUACUCCUGUGUGUAUAACAUCAGAACAGAAGUCAGUGUGAGAGAGACUAGGAAGGCUCCACCUGUCUAAUGGUAUUCGACUGGGAGUUAAAUUCUAUGAAGAAUAUUAACUUUGUAAUAGAGAUUUAUUAUAUCACCCCUGUACUAGGCAGCCUUCUCUAGAACAAAAGAAUGUAUCUAUUAUUUGUUUGUGACCAUAUAUGAUAAAAAGGGAUUAUUUCAUAACAGAACAGGUGAUAUUUUAUAAUAUUAUUGCCAUUACAGGUUAGUUUCUGUGACAGGCACAUUGGAGACAGAGAUCCUGGAAGCUGCUCAAUCCCACAGGCUGGCUGCCCCUGCUGUGACAAUCUGGUAGUGAAAGCCAGAAUGUCCUGGAGAGCUGGUGCUACUGAGUCCACAUCCUCCUGAUGCAGGCUCUGGGUCAGGGCUGCUCUCCACUGUGUGCAGAGAAGCUGCUUCUGCACAUCCAGAACCUGUGAUGGGAGGAGAAUGAACUCCCACAUGUUUCCUCUGGCUCAACAUGGGCACUUUUGCACAAGUGCACUAGCACACACACACAGACACAGACACACACACACACACACACACACACACACACACACACACACAUGACACAUAUGCACAGUGAUAACAAAAAAUAAAAUAAGGACUCUAAGUAUGGAGAGUAUAAAAUGCAUAGUUCACUGUUGAAAACAAUUUUGUAGAAGCAGGGUCUCACUAUGUAGUUCAGGCUGGCCUGGAACUCAGAGAUUCACCUGCCUCUGCCUCCUCAGCAUCAGACCUAAAGGUAUGUGCCACCAUGCCUGACUGAUCCUUGCAUUUUUAGCUCUAAUAGUAUGUCAUUUAAAGUAUUAGAACCUUAAAAUUGACUAUUUCACUCACAUUAAUUUGUAAACUAUAGUGACAUUAAGUACAAUGGCAAUAUUCAAAUACCUCAGGUAUCACUAAAGGAAACCUGUAAUCACUAAUCAUUGGAAAUGGAAAUCGAGAACUAAUUGUUUAGUAGAAGUCUUUGGUAACUGUAACAGGCCCCAGACCUUAGCACAACUGACUCCAUGAUAGAACUGCCAUUGAGGCUGUAAAACUCAGCACAUAGACAGCACUACCUGCCCAAACUAAAACAAAGGCCUGAUCUAUUCAAGCCCAGAGUUAAGGGAAAGUCUCUGAAUGUACUAACCUUGCCUUUUGUCUUCUGUAGUUCCACUUCUGGCUAACUGUUCUUGUUAACUGACAUCGAUCCAGACAUUGUUUCUGUGCUUAAAAGCUCUACCUGAGAAAGGUUCAGUGCUACACUGGGAUCGCAAAUACCCAAUGUAGUUGUGACCAACUAAUAAAGUGUUUUUAUUGACUUAAA
This is a messenger RNA of Peromyscus maniculatus bairdii (prairie deer mouse), 3403 nucleotides long. NCBI's taxonomy places the organism in Eukaryota, Metazoa, Chordata, Mammalia, Rodentia, Cricetidae. The record is from RefSeq and is a predicted model, not a curated record.